This is a messenger RNA of Metarhizium brunneum ARSEF 3297, 1176 nucleotides long. RefSeq lists its product as uncharacterized. The record is from RefSeq and is a predicted model, not a curated record. Gene Ontology annotation, molecular function: ATP hydrolysis activity; ATP binding; proteasome-activating activity. Gene Ontology annotation, biological process: positive regulation of RNA polymerase II transcription preinitiation complex assembly. NCBI's taxonomy places the organism in Eukaryota, Fungi, Ascomycota, Sordariomycetes, Hypocreales, Clavicipitaceae. Gene Ontology annotation, cellular component: proteasome regulatory particle, base subcomplex; cytosolic proteasome complex.
AUGACGCCCGAGGAAGAGCGCCAGGCCGCCCUCGACUCGUACCGACAGAAGCUUAUCGAGUCACGGGAAUGGGAAGCAAAGCUGAAAAACCUCCGACUAGAGAUUAAGGACUUGCAGAAAGAGUUUGACCGCACUGAAGACAACAUCAAGGCCCUACAAAGUGUGGGCCAAAUCAUCGGCGAAGUCUUGAAGCAGCUUGAUGAUGAGAGAUUUAUCGUCAAGGCUUCGUCAGGGCCUCGAUAUGUCGUUGGCUGCAGAUCCAAGGUGGACAAGGAGAAGCUGAAGCAAGGCACACGCGUUGCCCUCGAUAUGACAACCCUCACCAUCAUGCGCAUGCUCCCCCGCGAAGUUGAUCCUCUGGUUUAUAACAUGUCCUUGGAGGACCCGGGACAAGUCAGCUUUGCUGGUAUUGGAGGAUUGAAUGACCAGAUCAGAGAGCUAAGAGAAGUAAUUGAGCUGCCGCUCAAGAACCCCGAGCUCUUUCUUCGAGUCGGCAUCAAGCCUCCCAAGGGUGUGUUGCUUUACGGGCCACCAGGAACUGGAAAGACUCUCCUGGCUCGAGCAGUGGCCAGCAGCCUGGAAACAAACUUCCUGAAGGUCGUUUCAUCAGCCAUUGUUGACAAGUAUAUCGGCGAAUCUGCACGUCUUAUUCGCGAAAUGUUUGGCUACGCUAAAGAACACGAACCUUGCAUCAUCUUCAUGGACGAAAUUGAUGCUAUCGGCGGUCGUCGUUUCUCUGAAGGAACUAGUGCUGAUCGUGAAAUUCAGCGAACCCUGAUGGAGCUGCUCAACCAGCUAGACGGUUUCGACUACCUCGGCAAGACGAAAAUCAUCAUGGCAACCAACAGACCUGAUACCCUCGACCCUGCAUUGUUACGUGCCGGUCGUUUGGACCGCAAGAUUGAGAUUCCCUUGCCGAACGAGGUGGGACGGUUGGAGAUUCUCAAGAUUCACGCGCAAAGCGUUGUUUUGGAUGGAGAUAUCGACUUUGAGAGUGUGGUCAAGAUGAGCGACGGAUUGAACGGCGCUGAUUUGAGAAACGUGGUGACGGAAGCGGGUCUGUUUGCUAUCAAAGACUACAGAGAUUCCAUCAACCAGGAUGAUUUCAACAAGGCAGUCCGCAAGAUGGGCGAGGCGAAGAAGUUGGAAGGCAAGCUAGAGUACCAGAAGCUGUAG